Pteronotus mesoamericanus is the source of this 6806-nucleotide messenger RNA. RefSeq names its product BMP2 inducible kinase (gene BMP2K). The coding region runs from base 220 to 3624 and encodes 1134 amino acids. Gene Ontology annotation, biological process: protein phosphorylation. The record is from RefSeq and is a predicted model, not a curated record. Gene Ontology annotation, molecular function: protein kinase activity; ATP binding. The transcript is spliced from 16 exons. NCBI's taxonomy places the organism in Eukaryota, Metazoa, Chordata, Mammalia, Chiroptera, Mormoopidae.
ACCAGGCAGCUGCAGCGGAGCCGCGGAGCGGGCGGCGGGGCCGGGGCGCUGAGAUCUGGGAGCGCGGAAUGUAAGGCUGGGCGGCCCGCGGCACUCUUGGACGCUCGGACGGGCGAGGGGCGGCGACCCCUCGCGGACGACCGGCCAUUCCGGGCUGCGGACUCGCCUUCUCGCUCGCCCUUGCGCACGCCCCGCGCCCUCCAGCGCGCCGGCGGGACCAUGAAGAAGUUCUCUCGAAUGCCCAAGUCGGAGGGCGGCGGCGGCGGAGGAGCGGCGGGUAGCGGAGCCGUCGGGGUCGGGGCCGGCUCUGGCUCCGGUAGCUCGUCUGUGGGAGUCCGGGUGUUCUCAGUCGGCCGCUACCAAGUCACCCUGGAGGAGUCGGUGGCCGAAGGUGGAUUUUCCACAGUUUUCCUGGUGCGGACUCAUGGUGGAGCCCGCCAUGCAUUGAAGCGAAUGUAUGUCAAUAACUUGCCAGACCUCAACAUUUGUAAAAGGGAAAUUAAAAUUAUGAAAGAGCUAUCUGGUCACAAAAAUAUUGUGGGUUAUCUGGACUGUGCUGUUAAUUCAAUUAGUGAUAAUGUAUGGGAAGUACUCAUCUUAAUGGAAUAUUGUCGAGCUGGGCAGGUAGUGAAUCAGAUGAAUAAGAAGCUGCAGACAGGUUUUACGGAACCGGAAGUGUUACAGAUAUUCUGCGACACCUGUGAAGCUGUUGCGAGGUUGCAUCAGUGUCAGACUCCAAUAAUUCAUCGGGACCUGAAGGUAGAAAAUAUUUUGUUGAAUGACAGUGGAAACUAUGUACUUUGUGACUUUGGCAGUGCCACUAAUAAGUUUCUUAAUCCUCAAAAAGAUGGAGUUAAUGUAGUAGAAGAAGAAAUUAAAAAGUAUACAACUCUGUCAUACAGAGCCCCUGAAAUGAUCAACCUUUAUGGAGGGAAACCCAUCACCACCAAGGCUGAUAUCUGGGCACUGGGAUGUUUACUGUAUAAACUUUGCUUCUUCACGCUUCCUUUUGGUGAAAGUCAGGUUGCCAUCUGUGAUGGCAGUUUCACCAUCCCAGACAAUUCUCGUUACUCCCAUAACAUACAUUGCUUAAUAAGGUUCAUGCUCGAACCAGAUCCAGACCGUAGACCUGACAUAUUUCAAGUGUCCUAUUUCGCAUUUAAAUUUGCCAAAAGAGAUUGUCCAGUCUCCAAUAUCAAUAAUUCUUCUAUUCCUUCUACUCUUCCUGAACCCAUGACUGCUAGUGAAGCAGCUUCUAGGAAAAGCCAAAUAAAAGCCAGAAUAACAGAUACCAUUGGACCAACAGAAACCUCAAUUGCACCAAGACAAAGACCAAAGGCCAACUCUACUACUGCCACUCCCAGUGUGCUGAGCAUUCAGAGUUCAGCAACACCUGUUAAAGUCCCUGUACCUGGUGAAUUCGGUAACCACAGAUCAAAAGGAGCACUGAGACCUGGAAACGGUCCUGAGAUUUUACUGGGUCAGGGGACCCCUCAGCAGCCUCCGCAGCAACACAGAGUACUUCAGCAACUGCAGCAAGGGGAUUGGAGGUUGCAGCAACUGCAUUUACAGCAUCGUCAUCCUCACCAGCAGCAGCAGCAGCAGCAGCAGCAGCAGGAUGCUUAUAUGCAGCAGUAUCAACAUGCAAUGCAGCAGCAACAGUUACUUCAACAACAGUUUCUAAUGCAUUCGGUGUAUCAGCCGCAGCCUUCUGUACCACAGUAUCCUGCAAUGAUGCAGCAGUAUCAGCAGGCUUUCUUGCAGCAGCAAAUGCUAGCUCAACAUCAGCAAUCUCAGCAGCUGGCAUCACCUGAGUAUCUUACCUCCCCUCAAGAGUUCUCACCUGCCUUAGUUUCCUAUAGUUCGUCACUUCCAGCUCAGGUUGGAACCAUAUUGGACUCCUCUUCUAGUGCCAAUAGGUCAGUUGCUGAUAAAGAGGCAGUUGCAAAUAUUACAAAUCAGAAGAACAUCAGUAACCCACCUGAUAUGUCAGGGUGGAAUCCUUUUGGAGAGGAUAAUUUCUCCAAGUUAACAGAAGAAGAACUCUUGGACAGAGAAUUUGACCUUCUAAGAUCAAACAGGCUCAAGGAGAGAGCAUCCUCAGAUAAGAAUGUAGACCCACUUUCUGCUCCACAUAACCAUCCUCCAGAAGAUCCUUUUGGUUCUGUUCCUUUCAUUUCUCACUCAGGUUCUCCUGAAAAGAAAAUUGAACACUCAUCCUUGAGGGAAGAAAACAGCACUGCAAACCUGAUCAAGAAUAGAAAGACAAGUCCUGUAUCUAAAGACCACCGGGCUGGAAAGAAAAUCUCAGAGAAUUCAUCAGUACCGGGUCAAGUGCAGAAGGGAAAUGACGAGUCUGAAAGUGAUUUUGAAUCAGAUCCCCCUUCUCCUAAGAGCAGUGAAGAGGAAGAGCAAGAGGAUGAAGAAGUUCUUCAGGGAGAACAAGAUUUCAAUGAUGAUGAUACUGAACCGGAAAAUCUGGGUCAUAGGCCCCUCCUCAUGGACUCUGAAGAUGAGGAAGAAGAAGAGAAACAUAGCUCUGAUUCUGAGUAUGAACAGGCCAAAGCCAAGUACAGUGACAGGAGCCCUGCCUACAGAGACAAAGCCGGCAGCGGGCCCAUCCAAGAUCCUGAUGUAACUCUCCUCAGCCCAACCCAGUUACCCUGUGAUGUUGGAGUGCAGACCCCCAAAGAGGAGUUUGAUGUAUUUGGCGCUGUCCCCUUCUUUGCAGUGCGUGCUCAACAGCCCCAGCAAGGAGAAAAUGAAAAGAACCUCUCUCAACAGACCUGUUUUCCUGGUGUGGGACUGGAGCAGGAGGAAUUUGAUGUAUUCACGAAGGCACCCUUUAGCAAGAAGGUGAACCUACAAGAUGGCCGUGCAGUGGUGCCUGGAGCGCAGACUCUCCCAGGUUGUCCCAAAAGUAUAGAUGUAUUUGGCUCCACUCCAUUUCAGCCCUUUCCCACAUCCACAAGUAAAAGUGACAUCCACGAGGACCUUUUUGGGCUUGUGCCCUUUGAGGAAAUAACUGGGAGUCAGCAGCAAAAAGUCAAGCAGCGUAGCUUACAGAAACUGUCUUCUCGCCAAAGGCGCACAAAACAGGAUCUGUCCAAAAGCAAUGGGAAGCGGCACCACGGCACGCCGACCAGCACGAAGAAGACCAUGAAGCCGACCUACCGCACUCCAGAGAGGGCUCGCAGGCACAAAAAGGUGGGCCGCCGAGACUCUCAAAGCAGCAAUGAAUUUUUGACCAUCUCAGACUCCAAGGAGAACAUCAGUGUUACGCUGACUGAUGGGAAAGACAGAGGGAAUGUCCUGCCUCCUGAGGAGAGUCUGUUGGACCCCUUUGGGGCCAAGCCCUUUCAUCCCCCAGACCUGCCUUGGCACCCCCCACAUCAGAGCCUGAGUGACCUCCGCGCCGACCAUAAUCCCGUGCUGCCCGGACGGCCAAGACCCAAUUCACUUCAUGGGUCAUUCCAUAGUGCAGAUGCGUUGAAAAUGGAUGAUUUUGGUGCCGUCCCCUUUACAGAACUUGUGGUGCAAAGCAUUACUUCACCUCAGUCCCAACAGUCGCAGUCAGUCGAAUUAGACCCAUUUGGUGCUGCUCCAUUUCCUUCUAAACAGUAGAUACUUCAAAUGGACUCUUGGUAUUAACCCCCGUUUCCAAUAAGUAUGAAUAGUUUUAUGAAUUUGAAGGAAAAUUGAUUUGUAUAGCCCUUUGUAUCAUUCAUUCUUACAGGUCAGCCAGAAUAGGUGAUUUUUAAAUAAACCAAAUAGCAAAAGGAAGUCUCUCCACAGGGUAGUGACUUGGUGUCUUGUCCACGCAGGAAAAUAGGGAGCUGGACUGGAAGCUCUGACCCAGGGUUUCAGCUACUGACAUGACGACAGCACAGAAAUCCAGGGAAUGCAUGUGGCUUGUUUCCAGUUUUUCAGCCACUGAAGAGGGACUGGAAAGAUGAGUUGUUAUUUUUAUACCAGAAUGUCACUUUUAUGUGCAUACCCUAGGCUCAUUCUAGAAUCCAGCAUUAAAGCUAAGGUUAUCUGUACAAAUACAGGUUGCACUUGUAGAUUUUUUAGACUCUUCUAAUUUCCACACAGUCAAAGAGAAUUUUAUUCUCAUAAAGAAUCAGAAAGUUAUUAUCUGGAGAAUGCAGAGAUUUUAGUCCUUAUACUUUUCUCUACAAAGCAGAGCCAGAAGUAACUAUUGUGCCUAAAACUUUCAUUUUUAAAAACAAGUGCCAUUAAUAUGGAGUAUCUACAUAUAAGCCUAGAACAAAAACAAGAGGUUUUUGCCAGAUGUAUGCAAAACGUAAAAGGAAAAAUGAUAUAGAAGAGAAACAAAAAUACUUGAGGAAUAUUUAAUAUUCACCUUUUGAAUAGCUUGCUUCUUCCUCAAAAUUCAUAUUAUCAUGUCCCUAAUAAAGUAGAUUAUUAGAAAACUGGGAGUGAGGACAAAGGUUAUAUAGAACUUUUAUUUCAGGAAAAAAAAAAUGUGUAGCUGAAACCCUGAGUUUUUAAGACGUUUACAAUGUAAAAUCAUGUUGCAUUUAAUAAUGUACUUUAAAUUACCACCUUCACCAAAUAUUUCCUAAGUCAUGAAUGACAAUUUUUUAGUUAGGUUUUGGGGGGUAGAGUAGUUUUAAUGAAGUGCACAGAGCAAUGAAAGCCACAAGCCUUACAUGCAGGACUCUUAGGGCCUGCCGCAAGUACCUCGGCACUGAUAAGCGAGAUCUUAAAAUGGCUGUAAGUAUUAGAUGAUAAGAGACUAGUGUCUUAACUCUACUAGUUGUGUCUUUAGUGAAAAGAACCCAGCUACCAAAUUGCCUUUUUUUUUUUAACAUCACAAAUCCUAAUUAGAAACUUGAGAUUUUUUUAUAGAAAUUGUCUAAUAAGAUAGAAAUUAUAUAUAUGCAUUAAUGUGAAUAUAGUAUCUGUGCUUCUUCUGUCUUCAAGUAUUUUAAGUUAUAAUUAACUGUCCUUCCCUAUCAAAUUAGCAUUUGGAAGUUUCUAGAAUUGUUAGAGGUAUUUACAAAAAGGGUGGAAACUCUUAUCAACUGGCACUCUCCUUGAUUGUUAUAUUUUAAAUUAAUUUUGAGCCCAAUUAAAGUGUAUUUUAUGAGUAAUCUUAUUAUUGAUAGAAUCUCUUAAUUAUAGUGUCCCAAUUGGGAUGAGCUAUUUGCUUGUUUUCACAGUUCUAAACUUGGAAAGAAGCAAGUCAUAUGUAACUAACAUAUAUUCAUGUUUUUAUUGCUUCUCUUUUCUAUUUUAAAACAAACAAAUUUGUGGACAAACAGGGAAGCAAUAUGUGAAUCAGAGUUAGCAGAGGCAGACCACGCAUGAUGUUACCACUUACAAGUUGUACUUUUAGAGCCCGACCGCACCCAUUACUAGUCCUGUGCCAAAGGCAAAUAGUGUGUUUGCACGUAUUUUUUUUUAUUUUCUGAUUCUCAGGUUGAUUAAUACUGCUAAUGCAAAUGCUUACGUAGAUGUUUUUAAAAUCUUUACAAAGUAGAUUCAAAGGAUACUUUCUUUUAAAAGUGAAGAGUUGAUGAUUACAUAUAGUAAAUUCAUGAACUACCAGUAGGUUUGUAUCAAACAGAAGAAUUUUUUUUUAAUGAUAAUCUGUUGGUUGUUGUGCACAGUAUGCUUCUUUGACUAUUUUAGUCCUUGGCCUUGGUCUCUGCUAGACCUCAUGAAUUUUGUAAUUUAGAAGGGGUAGUAGAUGAAUUAGUGUGGUCUCCAUGGGAUGUGAACAUGAAAUACCUAGACUCUCUGAUACCAGGCCUUGCUUACAUUUGCAUUUCAUCAAUAUACUGAAUGUUUUUUAAUGACUUUAGACACUGACAUAGACACUUCGGCUUACAAUAUUGGAUGAAUUCUAAGGAAACAACUUCGACAUUGUUUAAAACACAUUCAUAGGUUUCUUACAUUACAGCCCAGUGACUUCCCUCUUUUCAGAUUAUAGUUCAGAGGAAACACUGAGGAUUCAGGAGGGGACGCCGUGGGAUCGAAGUGGGGAGAUGCCCGUGUGUUGGGGGAGAGGCCCCUCUUUCCCAAGCAGUAUGGGAUCAGGUUUGCUCUCCGUUCGCAGUCACUUCCUCCCACUACUGUUAGGAUGCAGGUGACUCCAGACAGCUGAUGCCCAGGUCAUUCCCUUAAGAGAAUUAGGAGAAUAACACUCCCAAGGAAUGUGAAAAAGUGUAAUAGCACCCAAUUAAAGUUUGGCUCUAUAAUGGGAUGGUCCGAUUCUUGUUUGAGGAAGGAAAGGUGAAUAGAAAUUACUUUCCUAUUAUUAAUCAAGUGUCCUCUGUGCUCCUCUAGCAUGUUAGUUAUAACUCUAAACCUGUAAUACUUGAACAUCACUAAGGGAAGUAAAAUAUUAUGAAGCUAGCAAAAAUCUGAGGCCAAAGUUAUUUUUGCUCUAACAGCUUUAAUCAUGCUUGUUGAUUUUUGACUAAUCUGUAGAAGUGGACCAUUUGCUUAAUUAUUUUAAUAGUGUCACUUCCGCAAAAUGUUAAAGAUUAGCUUUUAUGGCAUUGAAGAAUGUACUGUUGGGACACAUGUUUCUUGGUGUGUGUAUUAGGUGGAGGAAGAAAGGCUAUAGGCUGCAAGAAAUUUUAACUGACUAGAAUAUUUAUUCAGAAGUAUCAGUCAGGGAAAUGUGUAAAUGUUCCAGUGACCCGCUGUGCGCGCGCGCGCGUGUGUGUGUGUGUUAUUCGGGAUUGUAGGUAAAUGUGUGUGUGUGUGUGUCCCCAUCCAGCUAGGACAUUGUGUGUGUGUGUGUGUGUGUGUGUGUAUGUGUGUAUGUG